AUGGCCAAAUACUUCAUGAGAGCGAUCACAUCCCCCCCCCCACCCCUCCUCGUCUCCAGACGAAACAGUCCCAAGAGCUGGCAUCUGCGCCUCUCUCCUCUGCCUGUCACCAGCCAGCCCUUCCCCAAGCAGCGAGCAGAGACUCCUCCGUGGAUAAACAGCCGGGGAGGAGGGGCCGGGGCCGAGAGGGAAAGCGAAAGUGGAGCGAGGGGGCAGCAGAGCCAGAUAAAGACACAACAGGGCAGGGAGGCUUUCCAGGAGGCCACGGCGAUGGGCGAGGAGCCGGAGAAACGUCUGCAGCACUUCUAUGCCAGCCGCGUCUUCCUCGCUGGGGGCCGGGAGCGGAGAGUGGCGGAGACCUUCUCCGCAGUGGAGAGCCUCGUGGACUCGAUCGUGAAAUGGGCUUACCAGUCCAGCAGCGGGUUGUACCCCCAGAGCCCCGUCUCCGUGGGCAGCUACAGGGAAGGGCUUCACCUCCAGCCGGAAGGCUCCCCCGCCGGCUUCGACUUCCUCGUCCCGGUACGAUUUAACCCGAAGCUGGCCCUCGUCAGUGGGGGCCUCGCCAAGCCGCCGAGCCGCUACGAGCGGAGGCUCCCUACCUACAUGUUCCACGACAGGGGGGUGCCCGUGUGCCGCCGGGGCACGAAGAUCCUCGUGGAUCUGGAGGCUGCCGAAGAGGCCCACGUGGAAGUCCACUGCCAUCAUAAAAAAGCCUGGCUGGAGGAUGACGACCUCGACUUGGAGGAACUGGACGAGUACAAGGAGAGCCUCAAACACCACAACCUGGACCCUGUCCAAACCCUGAAGGACUUCCACCGCUACGUCGAAAUUGCUUUGGAUCCAGCGUACUCACACCCUCUGCAAAAUGAUCCUGUUUUCCAGCGAAGGUUCCGUCCGCCCAAAGUGCCCACCAUCACCCCCUGGAUGAGACAGGACACCCAGCUAGAGGCCCUGCGUCCAGCCGUCCAGCUGUCCUUCCUCGCAGGGCCCGAGGCUGUGCCCGUGAAGCUGGUGCCAGCCAUCCAGGGGGCCCUCAAGCUCUCCAACCAGUGGCUGAGGGAAGACCUGACUCACCUCUCUGACUGGUGGGCUGGGGACCUGGCCAACGAGAAGAGGAGCUUCCUCCGGAAAGUGGCUGUUCUGCAGGAGGUCGGGCCGGACCUGGUAGCCAAGGGUGGAUUUUGGAGGCUCUCAUUUAGCAACGCCGAGGCUGCGCUUCUAAAGGACGUUGAUGCUGAUGGGGGACAGAGACGGGCAGCUCUGAGACUCCUGAAGUUUGUCAGCAGUACAAGAUGGAGGCCAGAAUACGGCAAGCUCUUAUCUUCCUACCACCUCAAGACCCUUCUGCUGUGGUGCUGUGAAAUCUACCCUCAGGAGGCACCCUGGGAAACUCUGCUGUCCUCAGUGCAGCAUCUCUUGAAGAUCCUCAUUCACACCCUCGCAAAAGGCAACCUGCCUCACUACUUCCUGCGGCCCGUCAACCUCUUCAGCAAGGGCUACAAAUCUGGCCCCACCAUCUAUGGGCCCUUAGCCUUGCAGGCCCUCCGCCAUGAAGCUGAAGCCAUGCUGGCCGACGUGGUGGGAUACCUGCUUCCGGAUGGCCAGCCAGGGGUCCGCGGUGUCGGUGAAGGCCCUGAGAAGAUGGUGGCUCUCCAGCAGUUUAAAGAAAAGCAUCGGGAAGAUCUGAAGGAGCUUAAGAGGAUGGAGGAGGAACACAUGUAUGAGGAGGUGGAAGUGGGUGGAGGAAAAGGGCUGGAGUCCUGAGCGAAGACUCCCAAGUAACUGUGCUUGUUCUGAAGUUCAGAACUGGCUCUUUCUGUCAUUCGCUUUCCCAGAGUUUUGAGGACCACACUGUUUUCUUUCCAGUCCUCGGGAUUACAGAAGAAAAACCUUAAAGCCAUGCAGGUGCACAGAACACUGAAACAGAAACAAUUAAAGGGCUUCCAGACAGUGGAAUUCUCCGCACCCUUGCCGCCGCCUCUAGGUCCAUUGAAAAC
Gekko japonicus is the source of this 1997-nucleotide messenger RNA. RefSeq lists its product as uncharacterized. The record is from RefSeq and is a predicted model, not a curated record. NCBI's taxonomy places the organism in Eukaryota, Metazoa, Chordata, Lepidosauria, Squamata, Gekkonidae. Bases 1 to 1764 code for a protein of 587 amino acids. The transcript has 7 exons.